UCCUUUUUUAGCUGGUGGCUCAGCUCUUUGGAUAACUCGCUUUCGAUUGUGAGACGCGCCAUCAUGUGGAAAGACAUGCUCCUUAUUUUUAUUGUGGCUGCCUCACUUGUUCCUAAUACCAGAGGAGACCUUCAAGCUAGUCAAGCCGCUUCAGACGCUACUCUUGAUUUGCUGCCUGUAGAAUCCUCAAGAAAGGAUGCAGCCGUUAGCUCUGAUGCAAAACUCCUCGCUAAUCCUGUGGCAGAAGAGAGCAAAGACACGUUCGUCUUUAGAAAUAGCAAACGGUUAAAGAAACCUUCUCCUCGUUACAAAAUUAAGAUGCAAAACGUUACAGAUGAAAAAUACAACUUAGUGCAAUGGUAUUCGACUCCAGAGGGUGUAAAUCAUCAUGUUGAUGGUAAAAGAAUCAACGAUACAGAAGAUUUGAGUGCUCAAAGUAGUUCUUAUCCUGAAGAAUACUCCCAUGAUCAUAGUCAAGAAAAUUAUGAUCAUCAUACACAUUACUCUGGCGAUGAUCAGCCACCAGAAGACGAUCACUAUGAUUCAGAAAGAAGUCACUCUUUCUUCCACAAAGGUACAUCUGAUGAUAUUCAAGAACCUAAAUCUCCUGAUUAUGAAAAACCUAAAAGAAAAAAAGGAAAAAAGCCCUGCAACCGUUCCAAAAGCAAGAAAUCGGGGAAAUGGCCUGAACGUUCAGACACCAUUCUGCAUGGGAUGACGAAAAACGGACCUGAAAUUACCGUACAGCAUUAUAGCACGAAUACUCAAUCGAUUUCCGAUUCCAGUACAGAAAGUAGAGACACCGGCUUUCAUUCAGGCAGCGAUUCCAGUUUUCAUCCAGGGAGUGACACCAGUUUUGAUUCACCACCAUCCAAAUUUGGUUUCAGAGACAGCAGCUUUCAUUCGCCACAACCCACAGGUGGUUUUAUUCCUCUUCUUCCGCCGUUAGGUUUUUCAGCUGAGCAUUUACAUGGCAUUCCAAAAACUUUUUUUUCUUCCCAAAGAAUUAAAGGAGAAGAAAAUCAUUUCCACCUUCAUAAUCAUCACCACUAUAGUCCAGAUGGGAAAAAACUGAGCGCACGCGAUCCCAUGGAGAGCUAUGAGAAAAUAUUUAAAAGUCUAGGAAAACUUAGAAACAUGAUGCCCACUAUCCUUUCAGGAGUUGCUGGAGCUUUACCCAAUCUUCAACAAAGUCUUCAGACACCGGCUAAUAACGCUCCAACUGUCCUUAAUGCAGAUGUUAAAUUUGCCGAGCCAGGUGAGAAGAAGGGGUAUCAUUACACAGGUCCUCAUAAAAGCUACGGCAAGAAGACUUAUAUUAGAAUGAAAGAUACAGAAUCUGAUGGAAAUUAUCCAUCAUACAAUGACAACCAAAAACCAGAAGGUGAAGGAUUUAGAUAUGAAUCGGAAGAUCCUGCAGUUGGUUAUCCUGGGCCAGAAAUGAAUAUGCAUAGUAUGGGUGGCGAUAUGUUUAAAUAUGGAGCUGGUCCCUUUGGAACUGAUGAAUAUCAGGAUAGUAAAGGCAGAUUCCCUAACGAGGUGAACCUCGAGGUUGACAAAAUUCAUCCAGGAAUCGGAUUUAAUAGUCAUCCACAAGAACAUUCUCAACAAGACUAUACUUCCGAACCAAUAGGACCUUAUGCACCACGUCCCGAUUAUCCACCAGACUAUGAAUCGGGAAGAAACAAGGAUUCCGGAGAAGAGAAAUAUUCGCUUGACUAUAAUGAGAAAGCUCCUUACGUUCCCUAUGAUCAAAUUGAAGCAAACAAAGAACAAACUUACGGAGGUGGCUAUGGAUACAGACAAAAUACACCGCCAUCUUCGCCUAAUCCACAUCCUUAUGAUGGUUCAAAAUCUCCUCACUCUUAUGGUGGGCCGGAAAGUCCUACUUCCUAUGAUGGACCUAAAUAUCCUCACUCCUAUGAUGGACCUGACGGCCCUCAAUCUUACAAUGGGCCAGAAAGUUCUCAUCCUUAUGAUGGUCCAGUAGAGCCUCAUCAUUAUGAUGGGCCAGGCAGUCCACAUCCUUAUGAAGGGCCAAAUCCUAAUCAUGGAUAUUCUGAUGCACCACGUGAUUCUUCAGUUGAAGGUCAUGGACCAGGAAGUCCCCAUCAGGUUACUAGCUACACGGUUAGUCAUUCACAUAGUGGUGAAUCCACUAAGGAUUCGCAUCACUUGGGGCCAGAAGAAGACCUUUUAAGAAAUGUAAGACCAGAUCCAGACCCACUAUCUAUACCAAAGAAUGCCCAAAUAAUCGAACACUUUAUUCACUUGGAUCCUGUGCACUAUAUGGCACCUCGUGUUCCUUUGGAAUAUACACCAGGCGCUGGUUUUCAACCUCAAACUCCCCCAAAUAAUGGUUUUCAUCCUCAUCAAGGUGCAAAUAGUGCUUUUCCACCACAUCAAGCCGCAACAAAUGCUUUUCCACCUCACCAAGCCGCAACAAAUGCUUUUCCACCACAUCAAGCCUCAACUAAUGCUUUUCCACCACAUCAAGCCGGAAGUAUGGCAGUACCAACACGAAACUUUAUGCGGCACAUUCCCCUACACAAAUUAAUACCAAAUCCUCUUAAAAUGCCUUAUCCAGUCGUACCACGAGCAGUAAUUCAUCCUAAUCCACAUAUUAACCAGAUGUUGCGAGCAUAUCAGAGCCGCACAUUUUAUCACAGGUGGUGGUAACCCUUUAUCUAUUAAAUAAGCUAAAAAGAGCAAUCUAAUCGAUUAUUUUGAUGAUCAAGACACUUCCUUUUGCGUGUAAAUAAUAAAGGCAGGAAAAGUCAGCCCUCUUUGCAAUCGGACUCUUAUGUUAAAGUUUAUAGCAUAUUUCUGAUAUCAUGUGUUGAGAGCAGAGUCCAUUUAGCUUUUCUAUAAUACUUUCCAUGUAAACAUAUCAGUGACGGUUUGAUUCAAACAGUGAUAUAAAUAUCAUUCUUUAAAAAACGAAAUUUAAUGAAACUAGAUUCAAUAUUUGUUUUAAAAGUG
Argiope bruennichi is the source of this 2982-nucleotide messenger RNA. RefSeq lists its product as uncharacterized. Lineage: Eukaryota; Metazoa; Arthropoda; Arachnida; Araneae; Araneidae. The record is from RefSeq and is a predicted model, not a curated record. The transcript is spliced from 2 exons. Bases 64 to 2679 code for a protein of 871 amino acids.